AUGGAGCUUUGGAGUCGAAUGCUGUGGGCACUCCUGUUUGGCUCAGGGAGGAAGGGAGGCACCCGGGGCUGGGCCUUCAGCUCAUGGCAACCCCAUCCACCUCUGGCUGGGCUGUCGAGUGCCACAGAGGUGGUCAGCCAUUGGAAGGGGGUCUUUGAGAAGAAAGGCAUUCCUGAGGCUCAGGAAUCCAGUGAGUACAUCGUGGCUCAUGUUCUUGGAGCCAAAACAUUUCAGAGCCUGAAGCCAGUACUUUGGACCCAACCCUUGACCCCUCAGCAACUACAGUGCAUCCAGGAGCUGAGUAGCUGCCGAUUGCAGAGGAUGCCCAUACAGUACAUCCUUGGAGAGUGGGACUUCCAGGGACUCAGCCUGAAGAUGGUGCCCCCAGUGUUCAUUCCUCGGCCGGAGACAGAGGAACUUGUUGAAUGGGUGCUGGAGGAGGUGGCCCAGAGGCCUCAUGCAGUGGGAGCCCAAGGUGGCCCCCUCAUUCUGGAGGUGGGCUGUGGAUCAGGAGCCAUCUCCAUCAGCCUGCUGAGCCAGCUCCCCCAGAGCCGAGUCAUUGCUGUGGAUAAGAGUGAGGCUGCCAUCUCUCUGACCCAUGAGAAUGCUCAGAGGCUUCAGUUGCAGGACAGGAUUUGGAUCGUUUCCUGCGAUGUGACCUUAGCGGGGAGCUGGACACAUCUUCUGCCCUGGGGCCCCAUGGACCUGGUCAUCAGCAACCCUCCUUACAUCUUCCACCAGGACAUGGAACAGCUGGCUCCAGAGAUCCGCAGCUAUGAAGACCCAGCAGCCUUGGACGGUGGGGAGGAGGGCAUGGACAUCAUCACCCACAUCCUGGCCUUGGCACCUCAGCUCCUGAAGGACACUGGAAGCAUCUUCCUGGAAGUGGACCCAAGGCACCCAGAGCUUGUAAGCAGCUGGCUUCAGAGGCGGCCCGACCUGUACCUCAAUCUCGUGGCCGUGCGCAGGGACUUCUGUGGGAGGCCCCGGUUCCUGCAUAUCCAAAGGUCUGAGCCGUAACAUGGCUGCCCAGCAGACUUCUGGCCAGAGCCCUAGCCUGCCUAAGUGCCUGGCCAUUUCUCCUUCUUGGAAUGUUGCUCAGAGGGAAGUGGCUGGUGCUUUCCUCAACCCCAGGUGCUUGUGACAUUUCCCAUGGUUCUGAUUCCCCAUUCUCUGCAUUUCUAGGAGUGUUAGGGGUAGAAACAAGGAUGGGGGUAUCCUUCCUGGGGCAGCAAAGAGCAGGGGCAUCCACAGUUUAGCUUAGGAACUGAGCAGACCCAGGUUCCCAGUCUGGCCCCAUAACAUCAGUGUGACUGAGGAUAGGUUGCUCAGUGUCUCUGUUGGUGGAAUUGGUGAGGGGGUAUUUGGAGAUAUGGCCAGUAAAGUAUCAAGAGACAAAUUGUGACCUAA
Molecule: messenger RNA, 1410 nt
Organism: Galeopterus variegatus (Sunda flying lemur)
Lineage: Eukaryota; Metazoa; Chordata; Mammalia; Dermoptera; Cynocephalidae
Gene: HEMK1
Product: HemK methyltransferase family member 1
Exons: 10
Coding region: 1-1020 (339 amino acids)
Biological process (GO): protein methylation
Cellular component (GO): mitochondrion
Molecular function (GO): nucleic acid binding; protein methyltransferase activity
Source: RefSeq, a predicted model, not a curated record